Messenger RNA from Cinclus cinclus, 3463 nucleotides. It is a transcript of the gene E4F1, whose product is annotated as E4F transcription factor 1. NCBI's taxonomy places the organism in Eukaryota, Metazoa, Chordata, Aves, Passeriformes, Cinclidae. Gene Ontology annotation, biological process: regulation of transcription by RNA polymerase II. Gene Ontology annotation, cellular component: nucleus. The record is from RefSeq and is a predicted model, not a curated record. Gene Ontology annotation, molecular function: DNA-binding transcription factor activity, RNA polymerase II-specific; RNA polymerase II cis-regulatory region sequence-specific DNA binding. The transcript has 14 exons. Bases 8 to 2353 code for a protein of 781 amino acids.
GGCCGCGAUGGCAACGGGCGCGGGGCCGGCGGCGCUUACGGCAGAAGCGGCCGGGCCGGGCCGGGGCGCGGCGGCCGCGGGCUCCGGGCCCCCCGCGCCCCCCGCCGCCCUCAUCGGCCUCCCGCCGCCCUUCGGCGAGCAAGACGAGGAUGACGUGCACAAGUGCGGGCGCUGCCAGUCGGAGUUCAGCUCCCUGCAGGAGUUCGUGCAGCACAAGCUGCAGAAGGGCUGCCAGCGCCCUCCCGACGGGCUCGCCGGGCUCCUCGGCCAGGAAGGACAAAAGGUGGUUCCUGCUGUCGAGGAGUCCAUAACUGUUGCUCACAUUGUUGUUGAAGCAUCUUCCAUAGCCGAGGAGAUCAGCGAUGCCUCGGCCAUCGUAGGCAGUGGGCACAUCAAAGAGGUCAUUGUAGCAGGAGACCAUGUGUUUGAGAACCCCAAUGGCCACGUGGAUGGGGAGGUCAGUGAGGAACAGGGCAGCCCUGAGGAGCAGGAGCAGGACAUUUCCACUGAGCUGAUCAAGGUGAAGCUGCAGGUGAACAAGGAGGGGCGAUACGUAUGUGAGCUAUGCCAGAAGACAUUUAAAACUGCCAGCAUCCUCAAAGCUCACAUGAUCACUCACAGCAGCAGGAAGGACUAUGAGUGUAAACUCUGUGGGACUUCCUUUAGGACAAAGGGGUCUCUGAUCCGACACCAUCGGCGGCACACGGAUGAAAGACCUUACAAAUGCAAGAAAUGUGGGAAAAGCUUCCGGGAAUCGGGAGCUUUGACUCGGCACCUUAAAUCUCUGACACCUUGCACUGAAAAAAUCCGCUUCAACAUGACCAAAGAAAUAGUUGUCAACAAAGAUGAUCUGCCUUCAGGAUCCUGCAGCUCCAACACAGACACGGUGUCCUCCAUAGCGAGCGAAUCCAUUGAGGCCUCCCCUGUCAUCCACCUCGUGACAGAUGCAAAAGGCAAUGUGCUCCAUGAAGUCCAUGUCCAGAUGCAGGAACUUCCCAUGGUGGAUGCAAAACCCCUGGUGCCAGAUCAGCCGCAUCCUGAGGAGCUGCCGUGUGAGGGUGAAGUGAACAGUGAGAACCUGCUGAGGCAGGCCAUGAGGAAUUCAGGAAUUGUCAUUGAGAGAGUGGCUGUGGAGGAGGUGCAGAAGCCAGAUGAACCUGUGGCAGCUGCUCCAGAAGAGCUGGAAAACAAAGGGGUGGAAGUAGAAGAGGAGCCGUGUGGGGAGCAGUGUGCUAAACUGGAAGGAGCAGAGUCUCAGACACCUGUAGAAAGAGCCAACGGGUACAAACGUUACAAUUGCUCUCACUGUAACGAAGCCUUCAGUGAAGCUGCUGCCCUGGAAACUCACAGCAAGAGUCACACAGAGUACAAACCCUUCAAGUGUGAGGAGUGUGGCAAGGAGUUCACCAAGGGCUACCUGCUGAAGAAGCACCAGGAGGUGCACGUGAACGAGCGGCGGUUCCGCUGCGGGGAGUGCGGGAAGCUCUACAAGACCAUCGCCCACGUCAAGGGGCACCGGCGCGUGCACUCGGACGAGCGGCCCUACGCCUGCCCCAAGUGUGGCAAGCGCUACAAGACAAAGAAUGCCCAGCAGGUGCAUUUCCGUACCCACCUGGAGGACAAGCCCUACGUGUGCCAGUUCUGCAGCCGGGGGUUCAGGGAGAAGGGCUCCCUGGUGCGCCACAUCCGCCACCACACCGGGGAAAAACCCUUCAAGUGCUACAAGUGCGGGCGCGGCUUCGCCGAGCACGGCACCCUCAACAGACACCUCAAAACCAAAGGUGGUUGCCUCCUUGCUAUGAAAGAGGUGGAAGAAGUGAUAGUGUCAGAGGAGAGUCAGUCUGCUGACAACUUGGCAGCCACGGUCCUUUCAGAGGAUCCGCACACAGUUCUGGUGGAGUUUUCCUCAGUGGUGGCAGACACCCAGGAAUACAUCAUUGAGACCUCUACUGAAGAUAUGGAGACCAGUGAAGCUACUGAAAUAAUAGAGGGAACAAGACAUGAGGUCGACAGCCACAUCAUGAAGGUGGUGCAGCAGAUCGUGAACCAGGCCAACUCGGGCCACCAGAUCAUCGUGCAGAACGUCACCGUGGCCGAGGGCGCCGCGGCCGCCGACGCCGCCGACACCAUCACCAUCGCCACGCCCGAGAGCCUCACCGAGCAGGUGGCCAUGACCCUGGCCUCGGCCAUCGGCGACGGCGCCGUGCUGGCCACCGACGGCGGGCUGGCCGCGCAGGAGGCCACCGUCACCAUGGUGGCGUCCGAGGACAUCGAGAUCAUGGAGCACGCGGGGGAGUUCGUGAUCGCCGCCUCGCAGGAGGGCGAGGUGGAGGUGCAGACGGUGAUCGUGUGAGGGAGGGGCAGCUGCACGUGGCCCGGCUGCUCCAGGGUGGGGCUGGCCUGGCCCCUGGGGCUGCCCAGAGAGCGAGGGGGAACGUUCUGGAGGGAAGUGGCUUCGUAGGACGGUGCAGGCCUAGGACGGGACGGUGCGGGCCUAGAACGGGACAGUGCAGGCCUAAAAUGGGACAGGACAGGCCUAAAAUGGGAUAGUGCAGGCCUAAAAUGGAAUAAUACAGGCCCAAAAGGGGACAGUUCGGGCCUAGGACGGGACAGUGAGGGCCUAGAACGGGACAGUGCAGGCCUAGAACGGGACAGUGCGGGCCUAGAAUGGGACAGGACAGGCCUAAAAUGGGAUAGUGCAGGCCUAAAAUGGAAUAAUACAGGCCCAAAAGGGGACAGUGCGGGCCUAGGACGGGACAGGACAGGCCCAAAAUGGGAUAGUGCAGGCCUAGAACAGAACAGGACUAAAACGGGAUAGUGCAGGCCUAAAAUGGGGUAGGACAGGCCCAAAACAAGGCAGGGCAGGCCCAAGGUGUUCUCAGUCUAAAAGCAGUGCCAGGAGUUAAAGCCUCGGCCUGGUCACACUGAGGAGACUUAACAGGUCACAAGUGGCACUCAGUAUUCUGUACAGCAGCCUCAAAUUAAGGAAGAUCCUUUGGGAAUCAGCCCCUUCUGCCCACGGGACAGCAGUAAUCUGGUUUUUUAAAGGAUUCAGAAAGUGUAGCAAAUAUGUGGGGGUCUCACAACGGAUUAUUUAAAUAUAUGCAUUUAAAACAAGUUGAGAAAACCAAACCUAAGGAGUUGUGGUGUGUGUUGAGCACCACUGAAACACUCUCAUGCCUUUAACCUCACUCUUUCAGGCCUCCUAAGGCAUGGUACUGCAGUAUUUCUCUUUUCUUUGAUAUCCUGGACAAGUAGCCUUAUGUGCUGGUCUAUGAAUGCAUCAUUGUACCCUGCAAUGCCAACCAGGCUGCUCUGAGAGCCAGUCUGGGGGCUGGAAAGCCAUAUUGUAUAGGAAUUUGGGUUUUUUAAACCAUAUAGGGAUUUUUAAUUGCAUAUUGUACAGAUUUGGCAUGUAAAUAAAUAACAUUUUUUAAAAUAAAAUUAUUUAAAGUUCUUAUUA